CGAGAGAGCGCCAGCCUCCCGUUGCACCAGCGCAGCUGGUUGGCCAGAGCGAGCUGGGCGCUCGCUCGAGACGCUGCGCUCCCUUCGCCUCAACGCACUUGGUUAGAGACGCGCAGGGCUCCGUCUUCCUCAGCCGAGCUCGCUCUUUCCCGGCCUUAAAGAAGCGAACCUGCUCUUUAGGGGCUUCCUCCGCCAUCGCUCCUACCCCGAACUUUCCCCUCCCAGCUCUCUUUCCGGGAAUCUGUAAGCGUCCAGGGAGAGGACGGGGUUCUCGGCUGCGUGGAAGAGGAGGCGAGGACCCUUCUCAUUCCUGAAGGCAUCGCCCGGAGGGACUCCUCCUCUGCGCGCUACCAGGAGUUGUGUCCGGGAGGCAGAGAAGGGACUGGACGGGUUUUCUUUCUUUGAGGGGAGGGGGAGAAGUAGGGGAAGGGGUCUUUCUCCCCCCCCCUUCGUCCUCUCUCGCCCUUCACAUCAUUUCAUUGAUGCUGCCUUGAGGAAAGGCUCGGUUUUUAUUGCAUUUGGAGCGGCGAGAAUACGGCAAGGAGAUGGCAAUGGUGGCGGCGGCGGCGGCGGCGGCAAUGCUGCGUCCAGGCUGAGGGCUUUGUGAGUGAGAUGCGGUGACUGCCCGGAUCCGGGCAAAGCUAGAAGGAGUGGGGCGGGGGGGCUCAGCAGCCUAGAACAUGGCGGAUGCCGAAGAAGGCUUCGGGCUCCCAGCCACGCCGGUCGACUCAGACACGAAGGAGCUAGCGAGCGACGGGAAGCCGGAGAGUCAGCUGGGCGCCAGCAGCAAGCAACCUUCCUCGCCCCAGGCCGCCUUCACCCAACAGGGCAUGGAGGGAAUCAAAGUGUUCUUACACGAGCGAGAAUUAUGGCUCAAAUUUCAUGACGUGGGGACCGAAAUGAUUAUAACCAAAGCUGGAAGGCGCAUGUUCCCCAGCUACAAGGUGAAAGUGACGGGACUCAACCCAAAAACAAAGUACAUCCUGUUAAUGGAUAUUGUCCCCUCUGAUGACCACAGAUACAAAUUUGCAGAUAAUAAAUGGUCAGUGACUGGGAAAGCUGAGCCUGCCAUGCCGGGAAGAUUAUAUGUGCACCCAGACUCACCAGCCACUGGGGCCCAUUGGAUGAGGCAGCUGGUCUCCUUCCAAAAGCUCAAGCUGACCAACAACCAUCUUGACCCAUUUGGCCAUAUCAUCCUCAACUCCAUGCACAAAUACCAGCCCAGACUCCAUAUCGUCAAGGCGGAUGAGAACAAUGGGUUUGGCUCAAAAAACACAGCCUUCUGCACCCACGUCUUUCCAGAGACGGCCUUUAUCGCUGUGACGUCCUACCAGAAUCACAAGAUCACCCAGCUCAAGAUCGAAAACAACCCCUUUGCGAAAGGAUUUCGAGGCAGCGAUGAUAUGGAGCUUCAUAGAAUGUCGAGGAUGCAAAGCAAGGAAUACCCAGUGGUUCCCAGAAGCACCGUCCGGCAGAAGGUGGCUUCUAACCACAGCCCUUUCAGCGGUGAGAACCGGGCGCUGCCUGCCUCUUCCAACCUCGGGUCUCAGUUCCAGUGUGAGAACGGCGUUUCCAGCACUUCGCAGGACCUGCUACCAGCUGCCAACUCGUACCCCGUGUCGCAGGACCACGGCCAGAUUUACCACUGCACCAAGAGAAAAGAUGAAGAAUGUUCCACCACAGAACAUCCUUACAAAAAGCCCUACAUGGAGACGUCUCCUCCAGAAGAAGACCCUUUCUAUCGCUCCACCUACUCCCAGCAGCAGGGACUCAAUACCAGUGCAUACAGGACUGAGUCUGCUCAGCGCCAAGCCUGCAUGUACGCCAGCUCUGCGCCCUCUACGGAACCGGUGCCCAGCCUAGAAGACAUCAGCUGCAACACGUGGUCUGCUGUGCCAUCCUACAGCAGCUGCACAGUGACUGCCAUGCAGCCUAUGGACAGGCUGCCUUACCAGCACUUCUCUGCCCAUUUCACUUCUGGCCCUCUCAUGCCCCGGCUUGCCACAGUCGCCAACCAUACCUCAUCGCAGAUCGGGGAGACGCAUGCCAUGUUCCAGCACCAGACCUCCGUCCCUCACCAGCCAAUUGUCCGGCAAUGUGGACCUCAGACAAGCAUACAGUCGCCUCCCAGCAGUCUACAGCCAGCAGAGUUCCUUUAUUCUCAUGGGGUACCCCGAACCCUCUCCCCCCACCAGUACCAUUCCGUGCAUGGGGUGGGCAUGGUGCCAGAAUGGAGCGAGAACAGCUAACAAGGCAAUCAAGGGAGAGGAUUGCUGGAGAGAUUUCACUGCAAACUAAGAGUGGUGUUUGUUUGUUUGUUUUCAAGACUCGUUUUAACUGAAUGUUAAUAUCUAAGCACUCGAGAGAUGGACAGCGUCCUAUCCUCUGGGCAGACCAUGGUAUUGUAUCUCCUGGCUUUCCUUUCUUGCGACCAAUGACAAACUGAUCCAUGCUGUUCCGCCCUGCCCCACGCCAUACAGCCCCCCCAUGCCCAGACAUAGCCACACUGAGUUUGCAUUGCUUCCACACCAACUUGUGCCCUUGCACAACAUUAUAGUUUGGUUUUGUUUUCAGGUGAAACACGGGAGUUUUGCUACCUUUCUUGACACGCGGAGAGUGCUCAUACAAGACGAUCAGAAUAUGUCGUGUUUUCUUUUCUCUCCUCUCUCUCUCUCUCUCUCUCUCUCUCUCUCUCCCUUUCUCUCUUUCUUUUUUUUUGGUGUUGAUAUUGACAUUGUUAUAUAAUAAAUGAUAAUAUAUAUCUAUCUAUCUACAUCUAUCUAUAUAUUCCUUGGAGUCUCGCGAAAAGAACCUGUCCCUUUUCACAGAGACUUAAAAAGGGUGGGGAGGGGAUUCGAGGUUGAAGGUUUCUUUUUAAAGGGGUGGAAGUAAUUCACAGGUAAAACACUUUGGUACCUACCUCUGACAGGCACUUCAACUUUGAAAAGUUUCUGGCCUGAUUUUGCUCCAUUUUCAUGCCUGGUCCAUUUUGUAAUGUGCCGCCAUCUAAAAAUGGACCAAGAUAGCUCACAGCAAAUGAGCAUCCGCACUCAACUUGAUCGUUUUGCCUUCUCUUUGUCUACCUCUGUUAUAACUAGGGAUGGGGGAGAAAUUUCAUUCCAUUCACACUUUUGAAAAUAGCAUAUGAAGUGAAAUGCCCUAAUCCUUCAAAAUCUUCAUGUUUACUAAUUUUGCAGUGCAGUUCUCCAGCCAAUUCAUGUGCACAGAAAUGCAUAUGGUAGGGUCCUGUGUGCAUAAAAAUGCACAUAUUUAGGAAAACAUUGCACAACAAUGCAUGGCAUUACAGAAAACAGUUUUGCAAAGAGGAAGAAGAAGAGUAUAUUAGACAAAAUCACAUACAAAAAUGUGUAUAUUAGAAAAUCACACUAAACAGAUCUGGAAAUGUGGAGAACUGAACUUAAAGUUAGAAAACUGAGAAAUGCAGAGAAACCAAUAUUGACAGGUUCACCCGCCCCUAGUUAUAAGAGAGUUGAUUUUGUAUGGCACAGAUAUUCUGUUUUAAAUCACAAACAGGUUUGUUGUAGCAUAAGUUUUUGUGCAGUAAGACAGACAGGAAACAUGUUUCCUUCCUGAUGUCAUUGGACUAUAGUUCCCUCAUCCCUGAGCAUUGGCCAUCCUGUGUGGGGCUGAUGGGAGGUGCAGUCUGACAACAUCUGGAAAGCCACCAUUUCCCCAUCCCUGGACUAAACAGUCUACUUCAUCAGAUUCUUCAAGCCAAAUUAGAAGUUAUGCUAAUGGCAGCCACACAUCUGGUGCUCUGCUCCUGCUAAAGUAAGAAUGGUGGGCCAUUGCCCUCCAGAUGUUGCCGGACCAGCUCUCAUCAUCCCUGAACAUUGGCCACGAUGGCUGGGGGUGAUGGAGUCUAACAACAACUGAGGUUUUCCCAUCUCUACUGCAAUGUCUGCUAAAACGUAUCCAUGAUUCAACAUAAUAAUGUUUUCUCUACAUCACACCAUUAGCAGUCAUGAAUAGAGGCGGUGAGAAAGCAUGAAAACAGGACAUGGGGAAGUACUGCUGGGUCUUAUAUACAGUGAGGGAGAAGAAUAGUAUAUUGGCUGCCCUUUUUGGUAGAAUUCAAAGAAGAUCAGCAUUCACACCAUUUUCUAGCACGUGGUGAGGAACCUGUGGCCCUCAAGAUGUUGCUAGACUCCAGCUUCUAUUACCUCUGUUCAUUGAUCAUGGUGGCUGAGGCUGAUAGGAGUUGGAGUCCAACCGCACGUCCCCCAACCCUGCCACUAUUGGGAGAGAUUGAUGGUGCUGUGUUUUUGCAUAGCAAGCACAUCAUCCAGCAAAUCAUGAUGUUCUCAUGCCUCUAAUCUAUGUCUUGUCUUGAAAAAGGACCUCUCCAUCUUCCACCUCCCCCAGCAGAUUUACUAAUUGCCUUUGCACUUUGAGCUUGCUCAUCCCUGGUGACAGAGGUCCUUCUAUUUAGGGCAGGAGUAGUCAAGCUGUGGCCCUCCAGAUGUUGUCAGACUCCAGAUCCCUCCAGGCCCAGCCAGCAUUGCCAGUUGCAGUCCAGCAACAUCCAGAGGGUGGCACGUUCCCCAUCAUUUAAUUAAGAUUGAGACUGAGAUGCUGCGGAGCAGAAAAUCCAGCUCAAGUGCACUUUUGUCAGCAUCACUUCUUUGUCCCAGGACAACAACAAAAAUAUGGCCACCACAUCAAUUGAAUUUUUAGGUGUUUUGAUGAAGUUACAGGUAGGUUCUCUAGCCUCCAUUAGAUUAUGGGCACCAGCUUACCAUGAAAGAAACUCAAACUAUUUUUAUUUUUGGAAUUAGCACAACUGAGGUCCAUAUGUUCUCGAAUGACAAUCAGGUUAGGAAUCCCCCCAGAUGUUGUUGGAGUCCAAGUCCAUCAGCCCCAACUAGGAUGAUAAGUGAUCAGCGAUGGUGGGACUUGGACUCCAACUUGGGAUGAUGGGACUUGGCGGGUCCUUGACUUCUUGUCCAUCCUGGUCCUCUGCUACAACCCCCAAAGUAUUCUGGGAAGAGGUAUAAGAAGUUCAUGGCUGCUGUGCAAAUAUGACACCUGUUUCUUAUCCAUUUCCUUAAUGCCCAUGAGCAAGUGGUUAUGUAGAGGUCCAUUAAAAAAAUGUUUCCUAUGGAACCAAAUCACUGUCUGGAAUGACACAUCACGUGGGGUUGUCCUUCAGUCACCAACUCUGCCGAAAUGUAAGUCUAUGGUGGAGCAAUGGGGUUGUAUCCAACCAAAUUCUACUCAAAUAAAACUCAUUGAGAUUAAUGUACCUGUUAGUUAUGACCCUUAGCUGCAAUGGGUUUGCUCUGAAUACAAUGAAAAUUACACGCAGUUUAAUGACAGGAGCCUUAUCAGCAAAGCAAGUUCCUCCAGGUUAAAUAUGGCUUGAUUUGGAUGCAGUUACUACAGGGGGACAAUAUAAAUUAGUCUGUACUAACGAUGGUGUCAAAGAUCUGGCAGUUUGGAUUUGGGGGGCAUUGAAUAUAUGAAAUUUGUAAGGGUUGUUUUUUUUUUGCCAUCAAAACCCUUCACAGCAUUAUUUUCUUGGGUCCUUUGCUGUGCAUAGAAUUCACUUAAUCCUGACAUUUUCAACAGUCCCUCAGCAUCUUGCCACAUACACUUCUUGGACCAGAUCAUGUCUGGUCUUGCCCUGCCUUUCCCUUGAAUUGUCCAGUGUCAUAAUUUCUCCUACUUCCUGGUUUCGCCUCCUUUUUAAAUUAGGCAAAAAUGAGGUUGAUCCCAUCCAGUCAUACUGGAUACCACAUCUUAUAUUCUUGAACACCGAUAAGUAAAUUCACGUGACCUGAACACUUCAGAAUGUCAUUGAGGGCAAAUGAGGGCAACAGAGAGUAAAAACUAGUGAGGGCAAUAGAAAGAAGCAUUGCCACUGAGGGAUUUGUCAGCAGUGAGGAAAACCAUAAUGCACAGUUGUGCGCUGUUUAGUUUCUUUCCUUCUGUACGUGUCCAUUUUUUUAACCUAUUAAUGACUUUUACAACUUCUUUUUAAAGUUGUCCCUCUAAAGUAAUGUUGGCCCUCCCUAGGACCAUUUUAAUGAAAUCCAGUAUUUUGAAUCCACCCAGAAAAAUACCUGAAACUAAGUUUGAUGGGGGGAAAAAAUUAUGUGCGUUUAGUAACAACCGAAAAACCAAAUUUGUAAAAAAUGAUCACUCUAUUUGUCUUCCUGUAUAAUUUUUCUUUCCCCCCCUUUUUUUGACAUAUCUGCUUAUGUUAACAUGGGACGUUAAACAAAAUCUGUGUUUAGAAAGUGCUGAGAAAGGUUGGGCAGUUGUGUGUAGGUAAAACAAAAUCUAAUUGCAGGGUUCUUUGGAUGUAAUUAUUUUAUUAGUACUAUUUAUUGAUAAAUAGGUAUUCUGCUAAGGCAUAACAGGUAAUAAAAUCAGCCACACAGCUGGUCAGAAACUUUUAAAUUUUAUUUUGUUGAUACUUUAUUGGCAAGCUUGAAUUCCUUUUCCUCUCUUCCUUUCCAAACUGUACUUUAAAAAAAAUUACAAAUGACCCUAAUUAUGAAAAUGGAAUAAAUAUGUAUGCACAGGAAAGAAAAUGAAUGACUGUCCACAUGCAUGGGAGACUGAGGUCACAAAUACGUUUGUGUGUCUGUUUCUAAAGGGGUGGGAAGAACCUUUACCUAUCUAAUCUUUCCAUAUUUUUGUGUGACAAUUUAUGUCUAAUAAAUACCAGGUGCUCUGAAGUACAAGGUAUCUGAA
Molecule: messenger RNA, 6723 nt
Organism: Podarcis muralis (Common wall lizard)
Lineage: Eukaryota; Metazoa; Chordata; Lepidosauria; Squamata; Lacertidae
Gene: TBX5
Product: T-box transcription factor 5
Biological process (GO): regulation of transcription by RNA polymerase II; pattern specification process; cardiac left ventricle formation
Cellular component (GO): chromatin; nucleus
Molecular function (GO): DNA-binding transcription factor activity, RNA polymerase II-specific; RNA polymerase II cis-regulatory region sequence-specific DNA binding
Source: RefSeq, a predicted model, not a curated record